AUGGCUUCCAAAAUAAUUGUGGUUGGUGGUGUGAACUGUGAGCUGCGGGAGGUGUUCACCAAACUCGCCAAAUUACAAGUGAAGCAGAAUUUCUCCUUCGCGAUUGUUGCGGGUGACCUUUUCGGGGAUUGUUCGACAGAGCACGAACUGGAUGAGAUCGCGGCUCUGUUGCAGGGGAAUAUCAAUGUCCCACUGCCAACGUACUUUGGGCUGGGUAGCCGGCCUCUCCCCACGAGGAUAGUCGAAAGGAUCGAGGAGAAUGACGAAGUCUGUCCCAAUCUGUACUUCUUGGGCAAGCGGGGCACCCUAAAAACAGCAGAAGGGAUCCGCCUCGUUGCCCUGGGUGGUAAUCUCGAGACCGAGGAUAAAUCAACCAACAAGUACCAUCCUGGGUACACAGAAUCAGAUGCCAGGGCGCUGUACGGCGCGCACAGCGCGGACAUCCUCAUCACCCACCAAUGGCCCAAGGGGAUUCGAAUUGGGUCCAAUGUCCCCCUUCCAGACGAUGCCAAAGUACCCGAGGAAGUGCAAUGCGUUGCAGAUCUCUGCUCGACAUUAAAACCCCGAUACCACCUAUCGUCAUCUGACGGGUUCUUCUACGAACGCGAACCAUUCUUCCACAUGCCGUCCGAAGACAAUCCGGACGUCAAACCGCUCACCCGCUUCAUUAGCCUCGCCUCCUACAGCAAAACAUCCAAGCAGAAAUGGAUGUACGCCUUCACACUCGACCCCAAAGCUCCCCCACCGCUGACCAUCCCCGUCGGCGCAACCGCCACCCCUUUCGCCCCGAUCCAAGCCAAGCGCAAAGCCCUGCCACCCCAGCGAGACUCCUAUCGCCGCUUUGCAGUCGACGAUGACACACACCAGCGACCGCGCAAGCGCGCCCGGGCCCCACCCCCAGGUCCCGAGCAAUGCUUCUUCUGCCUCUCCAACCCCAACCUCGCAACCCACCUCAUCACCUCCAUCGGCAACGAAAGCUACCUCACCACAGCCAAGGGCCCCUUACCGACAUCGAAAACUUUCCCCGACCUCGGCUUCCCCGGCCACAUCCUCAUCAUCCCCUUCACACACACGCCGACCCUCAGCGCCAUCACCGACGAAUCCGCCCGCCACACCACCUACGACGAAAUGCACCGCUACCGCACUGCGCUCCACUCCAUGCUCGCGCGGCGCGCUCACAACACCCUCGGCGCCGUCACUUGGGAAGUCAGCCGCGCAAACGGCAUUCACGUGCACUGGCAGUUCCUGCCCGUGCCUGCGGACCUGAUUCGCCGCGGCCUCGUCGACGCGGCCUUUAAGGUCGAGGCCGAGAACCUUGCGUACCCAAAAUUCGAGCACCCGCAGUCCUCUGCAGACCCGAGCAGCGAGCCAGGCGAUUUCUUCCGUCUCUGGAUCUGGGAGCCUUCUUCUUCAUCUUCAUCGGAGUCGGGAGGAGACGGUACCGCCGGCACCGAGAAGACGCUGCUGCUUCCGCUGGGGGCGGAGUUCCGCUUCGACAUCCAGUUCGGCCGCCGCGUGAUGGCGAAACUGCUGGAGCUGGAGAAGCGCAUGAAUUGGAAGGAUGGGGUGCAGGCGCAGGAAGAGGAGGAGGCCGACGCUGCUGCGUUCAAGGAGGCGUUCAAGGAGUUUGAUUUCUCGUUGCAGGAAUAA
Molecule: messenger RNA, 1650 nt
Organism: Aspergillus clavatus NRRL 1
Lineage: Eukaryota; Fungi; Ascomycota; Eurotiomycetes; Eurotiales; Aspergillaceae
Product: CwfJ domain protein
Exons: 2
Coding region: 1-1650 (549 amino acids)
Biological process (GO): mRNA splicing, via spliceosome
Cellular component (GO): post-mRNA release spliceosomal complex
Molecular function (GO): RNA lariat debranching enzyme activator activity
Source: RefSeq, a predicted model, not a curated record